Molecule: messenger RNA, 1245 nt
Organism: Metschnikowia bicuspidata var. bicuspidata NRRL YB-4993
Lineage: Eukaryota; Fungi; Ascomycota; Pichiomycetes; Serinales; Metschnikowiaceae
Exons: 1
Source: RefSeq, a predicted model, not a curated record
AUGACAGAGCUCGUCUUUUUGCGCCACGGGCCCCGGGCCGACCACAGCCAAAAUGACAGCCAGCCGUUGCACUCGCCGUACAAAGUGUACGACCUGCUGGUGACGCAGCAAACGCGCCAGCUAGCCGCCGACGUGGCGGGCCAGAUCGUGCGGCUCGCCAGCUUCGAGGGCAGCAGCCGCAAAAACAUCUUUGUGCACUUCUCGCCGUACUUGCGGUGCUGCGAGACGGCGGACCUCUUGGUGUCGGGCAUGCGCAGCCACAUCGGCGAGCUGCACGCGGGCGUGACGCCGCGGUUCCAGCUCUUGGGCGACUUUGCCUUGGGCGAGUGGAUCCACGACAAGAUGAAGAACAAGCCGCCGUUCUUCGACUCGACCGAGGCGUACCAGAUGUACACGCCCAACAUCCAGAUGAUGGAGAACAGGAAGCACGUGUCCAACUUCCGGCCCACCACCAAGCUCGGGCCCUGGAACGAGCCGGACCUCUCGUUCAAGGAGUUCCAGGACCGCUGCAAGGCGUACUUCCAGAAGCUCCUAGCCACGUACGACAAGCCCAGCCACGACCACGACUUGAUCGUGGUGGUGGGCCACGGCUACGGCGUGUCCAACUUCCUCUCGCACUUCAUCAGCCAGCCCGUUUUCCAGGAGAUCCCGGAGAUGUGCCUCAACUUUGCACGCAAGACGCUGGGCGUGUGGCACUUGGAGCGCGACUGCUUGGGCAUGUUGCAGCGCCAGCCGGACCUCGACUCGUGCUUGAACUUGGAGACCGACAUCGUCUACUACAAGACCAACUUCAUCAAGAAAGACGAGCUCGACGAGUCCAAGGAGUUCCCCGCCAUGGGCUUUGGCGGGCUCAAGGCGCCGGACGGCCACCCGCGCCCGUCGUUCAAGAUCAAGCUGGUGACCGGCGGCCCGGGCUCCGCGUCCACCCGCAACCCGUUGUGCCCCGCGGCGAAAAACUGGGACCCGCAGCGGCCCUCGCCGUUCCUGGUCAAGUCCGACUUCCGCUUGAAGGUCAUGAACGACGAGGCGUUCAAGAAGGCGUUCGACAUCACGCGCCCGCCGCGCCAGCCCGCGUCGCCGGAGGUCUCGCCCAACUCCGAGCCCAGCAAAAUCAACUCCACCAUCGACCUCUCCAAGUUGCGCUCCAACGAGGAGAUCUACAAGCCCUUGAAGUUGAAGUACUCGCUGGCGUCCGACAUCCCGGUGCCGUACUUGAACUCCAAGGUCAACUCGCACGUGAGCUUG